Schistosoma turkestanicum is the source of this 4671-nucleotide messenger RNA. The record is from the annotation of a GenBank genome assembly. Lineage: Eukaryota; Metazoa; Platyhelminthes; Trematoda; Strigeidida; Schistosomatidae.
UACAAAUAAGCACAAAUGCACAGUGGAAAAAAAUAAAACAAAACAAAACAAACAUUGGAUGAAAAAAGGAAGAGAAGUAACCAAGUAUCAAAGUGAAUGCAUCAUAAAUAUAAUUCAAGAGUCCAAAAGAUAGAAUAAGAUUGUGACCCAAACAUAUGAGAUUCUUAGUUCUUUAGAUGCCAAUAGAACGAUGAAGUGAAGUGAAAGGUUUUCUAAUUUUUUUUUUUUAGUUUUAUGGUGGUUGACUAACCAAAAUUUAUCAUCAACACACAUUUUGCUAGUUGUGGUUGAUUAACAAAAUUCGUUACACUUAUUUAAUAUCAUUUGUUUGUGUAAUACAUAUGAGUAGUGUUCAAUAAAAUAUUAAAGUUUAGUGAUUUUUUUUCAAUGUCCAAUGUAUCGAAUUAAAUUUUAUUCAAUCAGGAUAUUAUUGUUUUUAAUAUGUAUAUCAUGCUUAAUACAAGGUGAACGUGUUCGACGAUUAAAGCGUCAAGCGGAAGAUGUACCAAGUUCUGGAGUUAAGGGUCCAGCACCAUUUGGUGUAACAACUUAUCGAGUUGGUGCAAUGGGAGUUCAAGGAGAACGUGGACCACCAGGACCGCCGGGACCAGAUGGUCCACCUGGUCCAUCAGGUUCACCAGGAUCACCAGGGAAAACAGGAGGGCCAGGAAUUCCUGGACCUAUUGGAUUACCUGGACCUCCAGGUGCAGACGGAAAGCCAGGUCGAGAUGGAGAAGCUGGGAAUCCAGGUGCUUCAGGUGAAGUUGGCCCACCAGGUCCAUCAGGACCAACAGGUCCACCUGGACUUAAAGGACCCGUGGGAUUGAAGGGUAAAAAAGGUGAAAGGGGUGAUCCAGGAAGAGAUGGCGUUGAGGGUAUCCGAGGAGAUAUUGGUGCCCCAGGACUUAUGGGACGUACUGGUGCUCGUGGAGCAACUGGACCUGCAGGUCCAGCAGGAACACCUGGUCAAGUUGGUCCUGCCGGAGCAGAUGGUCUUCCUGGAGCUCAAGGUCCACCAGGUCCACAAGGUCUUCCAGGUGAACCAGGUGCUAUUGGUCCAACUGGUGAUAGAGGUGAAGUAGGUGAAGCUGGAAUACGUGGAGGAGUUGGUGAGCCUGGCAAGCCUGGGCUUGAUGGAAAACCUGGACGACCUGGGGAACAAGGAAUUCAGGGUCCACCUGGAAAAGAUGGUGUACAAGGACAAAAAGGUGAUAUAGGUUUUCGAGGAGCACUAGGACCAGAAGGUAUGCCAGGUCCACGAGGAGCACCUGGUACAUCAGGUUCACCAGGUGAACAAGGAACUAAGGGAUCCAUCGGGGUUUCUGGACCUCCAGGAAAUCGUGGACCUCAGGGAAACUCUGGUCCUCCAGGUGUUAUAGGUCCUCGUGGCUUACCAGGUCCUGUUGGAGAAGUUGGAAAGCCUGGCAUCCCCGGUUCUCAAGGACCUCCUGGAGUAAAGGGAUCGGCUGGAGUAGCUGGUUCUCCGGGUGCUCCUGGACGACCAGGUAUUGAUGGAAGACCGGGAAUCCCAGGACCUGCUGGGAAAAGUGGCCCAAUGGGAAAAACUGGACCGAGAGGAGAACCUGGUCAGUCAGGACAAGAUGGCAAACCAGGAAGGAUUGGUCCUCCCGGCCCACCAGGAGAAAAUGGGCGGGAUGGGAGCCCGGGAGCUUCUGGUCCACCCGGUCCACGAGGUCAGCCGGGCAAAGCUGGAGCAAGUGGCCAUCCAGGAACUACAGGAGCAAGUGGACCACCAGGGCUACAAGGAGACAUUGGACAACAGGGUCCUCAAGGUGAACGAGGCCUUCCUGGAUCAGUAGGCCUACCUGGUCCAAAAGGAGAGAAAGGUGAAAAGGGUCCAUUAGGUGAAGCUGGUGCUCUUGGUGAUGCAGGUCCUCCAGGACCGCAAGGAAAACAAGGAGCUAUUGGUGAAAAAGGACUUCCAGGUUUGAUAGGAAAUGUUGGUUCGCCAGGUUUACGUGGACCUCGAGGAGAUCCUGGACCGUCCGGUGACCCUGGGAAGGACGGAACACCAGGAAUAGACGCACCGGAUGGCGAAGUUGGUAUGGCAGGCCCAGAAGGACCACAGGGUCCUGUGGGUCCAGCAGGUCUUCCAGGACCUCAGGGUUUGCCCGGUAUAAAAGGAGAACCUGGCAGUAUAGGACCGAUUGGGAUACCUGGACGAAUGGGAGUGAUGGGAAUACCGGGAGCCCCCGGGCCAUCUGGUCCGACUGGUCCACCAGGUUUUAAAGGUGAUCGAGGUGUGUCAGGAGCACACGGAAUCCCGGGGAAGGAUGGUCAGCCCGGGAGUCCUGGACCUAUUGGAGCCAGAGGUCCACCUGGUGCAAUUCAUGUAAGUGGAAGGUCAUUGGGAAUCAUGGGGCCACCUGGCCCAGUCGGAGAUAAUGGUGUUCAGGGAGAACCAGGAGUUCCAGGCAUGCCUGGACAGCUUGGUCCAGUUGGUCUUCAAGGUCCAAGUGGAACUCCUGGAAAACGUGGACCAUCAGGUGCAGCUGGACCACCUGGAAGCCCAGGUGCAAAUGGUCGUGCAGGGAUAAGAGGUAGAGCUGGUAGCGCAGGACAACUGGGUGGACAAGGUCCUCCUGGUGUUCAAGGUCCGGCGGGUGUCCCAGGAGUAAGAGGACCUCAAGGGCCUCGUGGUCUACCUGGAAGACAAGGUACUCAAGGUAUCCCGGGGAAAGCUGGAUUAAGUGGCCCUCAAGGUGAAACCGGCCUACCUGGCAAACCUGGAAAACAAGGUCCGACAGGACCACCUGGACCAGCAGGCAAAGAUGGCGACCCUGGAGAACCAGGCACGCCUGGAGCAGUAGGUGAACCUGGCGAUGUUGGUAGUCCUGGAGCACCUGGACGGGAUGGACCAAUCGGGAUGAUUGGUAUGCGUGGAUCAUCAGGAGGACCGGGGCCAAGAGGACCACCUGGCCCACUUGGUCUAAGUGGCCCACAAGGAGCGGCUGGACCAACUGGACCCCAGGGUCCUCAGGGGCCAAGAGGAGCGAAAGGAGCAAAAGGGCAGCCUGGACCCGAAGGUCCUGAAGGACCACCAGGAGAAGACGGAGAACAAGGGCCUGAAGGUUUAGCUGGACCUCCUGGUGAACCUGGACUUGAUGGGCCACGAGGACAAAGAGGUACUCCAGGUCCUUUAGGCCCAGUUGGAGAAGUCGGGCAGCCUGGUCAAGAUGGUCGUCCUGGCCCACAAGGAGAACGUGGUGUUUCCGGUAAACCCGGACUUCCAGGGCCUCCUGGAGCAAAAGGUGCUGCUGGCGAAACUGGCCCAGAUGGGCAAGAUGGAUCAAGUGGUCUUCCAGGAAGCCCAGGUGGUCGAGGUCAUCCUGGAUGGUCUGGGCCUCCUGGACCACCUGGUCCUCCUGGUCCAGAUGGGUUACGAGGAGAUCCUGGUGAAAUUGGUUACCCUGGAAACCCAGGACCACCUGGUGAUAGUGGACCCAUCGGUGAGAGUGGAACCAAAGGUCCUAAAGGACAAAGAGGAGAAACAGGUCCACCUGGCCCACCAGGUCCUUCAGGUAGAGAUGGAUCUUCUGGACCUCCUGGACCAAUGGGACCUCCAGGACCUCCCGGACCACCAGGCAUGCCAUCUGUACAACUACCGACAAUUAGUCGAAGCACUAAAGCUGGAAAUAUCUACGCAGACGAUCCACUGGCAGGAAGAAUCAUGGGAACCUAUGAGCCAUCAAGACCAAGGGGAACGAGAUCUGCACCUGCUUUAACAUGUAAACAAUUAGGUGAAUAUAACAACAAUCUACCUGAUGAUUAUUACUGGAUUGAUCCAAAUGGAAAUGAAAUUAACGAUGUUGUACAAGCUUAUUGUAAAUUUAAAACACGUGAAACAUGUAUACGAUUAAGAAGAAAGUCGCUGAAUUCAGACAGUGGAAAUUCAACUGAACAAGAAAAUAAUUUAAGAAGUCAGUUUUAUGAACUAAUCUACGAAUUGGAAGGAAGUCAACUGGAAUAUUUAAAACGGCAUAGUUUAAUAGGAACACAACAAAUUUAUGAAGAAUGCUCAAAGAAGACAAAUGAAAUACCACUGGUGGAAUUGUCAGUUACAUUAUUUGCUGACAAUGGAAAUGAACUAUCUUAUGGUCAUCCGUAUUUUGGAUAUGAAAUUGUUCAAAAUACUUGUCAUCUUCCAUCUGGAUUAAAAACAGAUGCAUUUUUGAUCAAAGGUUCAACAGCCCGAUUUCCAAUACGUGGUAUACAAAUACUCGAUCCGAAAACUUCCUAUAAUUCAAUUCAGAUCGGAGAAGUGUGUUUUCAGUGAACAAAUAAAUCAAUAAACUAACCAGCAUGAACAACUAAUAUAUUCUUCUAAUUAUGAGGUUGUGUGUGUGUGUGUGUUUAUGUAAUUAUCAAAGAAUAGAUGGAUAUGCAUUUUGAUUUUCUCUAAAGUCUUAUCUAACUCUCUUUUCUUUCCUUCUCUGUAUUUGCAUAAUUGAUUUUGGCUUCAAUUAAAGAACAAUAAUUAGCUAAGUUAAAAAAAAAUGGAACAAUAGAAGCUGCAUCUUAUCAGAACAGUUUUUCCCUCAAAAAAAAUCUUAAAAACAUGGAAAAGCCAUUAUUAUUCAAUUUCUACAAUAGCUAUCUAAAAAGUAUUUCGACUUUAUUUUUUAUACUACUAGAAAGUAGGCAGAUGUA